GCCUCCUACCCAAAUCACAGCCCCGUGCAGCCCGGCUCUCAUUCACAGCUUUCUAGAGAAAUCUGAGCUCCAACUGCCAGGAUAGGGGAUCUCACCCACCCAGUUCAGCCGCGAGGACACCUGCAGAAACACAUUCUCAAAGCAAGCCUGGGCGGCGGUGUGAAGUAAGCAAUGGCUUCAGUUUUCCUUCUCUUUUGGAUGGCCACCACCACAUAGGGCCUGAAUGUCCUGCUGUUUUCCAAGGAUAGAAAGAAGACUCUGUACCUGUCUGUUUUGGGAGCAGUCUUGUAGGAGUGGCAUCGAAUGGGCCACAGAUUCAGCACACUUCCAUGUGAAUGGGACCAGUUUCUGUUUUUCCCAAACAUCAGAGCUUAAGUGCUUGGGAAGGAGAUUUGGCCAAGAUGACACAUUUACAGGCUGGGCUCAGUCCAGACACUAUAGAGAAAGCUCGCCUGGAAUUGAAUGAAAACCCAGAUGUUUUACAUCAGGACAUUCAACAGGUCAGAGACAUGAUCAUCACCAGGCCAGACAUUGGGUUUUUACGUACAGAUGAUGCCUUCAUCCUGCGAUUUCUCCGAGCCAGGAAGUUUCACCAAGCCGAUGCCUUCAGACUCCUGGCCCAGUACUUUCAGUACCGCCAGCUAAAUCUGGACAUGUUUAAAAACUUUAAGGCAGAUGAUCCCGGGAUUAAGAGGGCUUUGAUCGAUGGAUUCCCGGGAGUGCUGGAAAAUCGUGACCACUAUGGCAGGAAGAUUCUCCUGCUGUUUGCUGCCAAUUGGGAUCAGAGUAGGAACUCCUUCACAGACAUCCUCCGUGCCAUUCUCCUGUCCUUGGAAGUCCUCAUUGAAGAUCCCGAGCUCCAGAUAAAUGGUUUCAUUUUAAUUAUAGACUGGAGUAAUUUUUCCUUCAAGCAAGCCUCCAAGCUAACACCUUCUAUUCUGAAACUGGCCAUCGAAGGGCUGCAGGACAGCUUUCCUGCUCGCUUUGGAGGCGUCCAUUUUGUCAACCAGCCCUGGUACAUCCAUGCUCUCUACACACUCAUCAAGCCAUUCCUUAAAGACAAGACAAGAAAACGGAUUUUUCUUCAUGGAAACAAUUUAAACAGUCUCCACCAGCUAAUACACCCCGAGUUUCUGCCCUCUGAAUUUGGAGGAACCCUUCCUCCUUAUGACAUGGGGACUUGGGCCCGGACAUUACUUGGCCCUGACUACAGCGAUGAAAAUGACUAUACCCAUACUUCCUACAAUGCCAUGCAUGUGAAACAUACCUGCUCCAACCUGGAGAGAGAGUGCUCACCCAAGCCCAUGAAAAGAUCUCAGUCUGUGGUAGAAGCUGGGACCUUGAAACAUGAAGAGAAGGGAGAAAAUGAGAACACCCAGCCACUGCUGGCUCUGGACUGAGCCAGCAUCAUGUGAUGCCUCCAUUGGAGCAGCCACCCAGCAAGCCUGUCCAGCUGACCUUCAAACAUGUGUGUUCUGCUUGACAUGAGGUCCUCCAUUCCAACCCCAGCCAUGACUGUCAGCAGCCAUUGAUCUGGGCAGCCCACACUGGACAAAGAUCUGAAAAAUGCUUCUAAAAUUUAACUAAUUAAUUUAUGUUUUAGUGAAGGAUGGUGGGGGGGAUAAAGAAAGGCAUUCAUGUAAAAAGGAUUCUCCCUCCCCUCAUAUUUAUGGCAGCAAAUGUACUUAAAAAGGGAAAAAAACUAAAUUAGUUGCAUAUACAUCACUCUAUGGAUUCACACAGGAACCCUCUCCAGGUUUUACAAAUUAAGAUGAAGUGAAUUCCCAAAUAAAUACAACAGAGUUAAAAUAUGCAGAAACAUCAGCAAGUUUAAUGUAGUGCUGAACCCCAAGCAACAGUAGCUACAAUAAUUUCCAGUUGUAUUGACAUAUUUUCUGACCUCAUCACCAGCAUCGACGUGUUCAACCUAAGAAUAUGAUCUCACAGGUCUGGCUAUUUGCAAAGUUUGAAUUUACAUAUCUAUCCUGUAAGAACGAUUUUGACAUCACAUUGUCAGGCUAUCAGCUGACUUCAUGAACUGUUUUUUUUUUUUUUUUUUUUU
Messenger RNA from Arvicanthis niloticus (Nile rat), 2062 nucleotides. Lineage: Eukaryota; Metazoa; Chordata; Mammalia; Rodentia; Muridae. The record is from RefSeq and is a predicted model, not a curated record.